AUGGGCAGUGCCAGCCCUGGGCUGACCGCUCUGCCCCCCAGCCACCUCGCNNGGCCAGACGCUGCCCUGCUGCCCCCCCCCCCGGACCCCGAUACCUGGAGCUGGGGCUGCCCGGAUAGCCCCAGCCCCCCCGCCACCCCCGAGCACCCCCUGCCUGCUUUCUGCCUGCACUACUUCGACAUGCUCUACUCCGAGGACAUCGCCUGGGCCACCAAGAGCAUGGGGGAACCGUCCCAAAGCAAUGCCCAGGGGGGGCGAGGGGAGGCACAGAAGGAGCCGGAGCAAUGUCCCAUCAUCGACAGCCAGGGCUUGGGGCUGGGGGCCGAGGGGGACCUGCAGGCCAGCCUGCACCUGGAGGAGCACUCGCUGGAGCAGGUACAGAGCAUGGUGGUGGGCGAAGUGCUGAAGGACAUCGAGACCGCCUGCAAGCUCCUCAACAUCGCCGCAGACCCCACGGACUGGAGCCCCGGCAACGUGCAGAAGUGGAUCUUGUGGACGGAGCACCAGUACCGGCUGCCGCAGAUCGGGAAGUCCUUCCAGGAGCUGUCGGGGAAGGACCUGUGUGCCAUGUCCGAGGAGCAGUUCUGCCAGCGCUCGCCCGCCUGCGGUGACAUCCUGCACGCCCACCUUGACAUCUGGAAAUCUGCUGCCUGGAUGAAGGAAAAAGCCACCCCAGGAGACGUGAGAUACUGUGGAGGUGACGCCAGCUGGGCAGACAGCGAGGUGGACUCAUCCUGCACCGGCCAACCCAUCCACCUCUGGCAGUUCCUCAAAGAGCUGCUGCUGAAGCCCCACAACUACGGUCGCUUCAUCCGCUGGCUCAACAAGGAGAAAGGCAUCUUCAAGAUCGAGGACUCGGCGCAAGUGGCCCGUCUGUGGGGCAUCAGGAAGAACCGCCCGGCCAUGAACUACGACAAGCUGAGCCGCUCCAUCCGGCAGUAUUACAAGAAAGGAAUCAUCCGGAAACCCGACAUCUCCCAGCGCCUCGUCUACCAGUUUGUCCACCCCGUCUGAGCGGCGCCGGUGGGACAGGCUGAGCCUCGGGAGGGACAGGGGACCUUCGCCACCUCCCUCUGCCUCCCAGCCCCAGAAACCCUCUUCCAGCACUAAGGACCAUGGCCGGGGCGCCGGGAGGUUCAUCCAUCCCAGGAGCUGCUGGCAACGGACUGUGGGACCCCCCCCGUCACCCCCUAACUUCACAGGGGGAGGGAUGAGCCCCCAGCUAAGG
Molecule: messenger RNA, 1228 nt
Organism: Athene cunicularia (burrowing owl)
Lineage: Eukaryota; Metazoa; Chordata; Aves; Strigiformes; Strigidae
Gene: SPDEF
Product: SAM pointed domain containing ETS transcription factor
Exons: 6
Coding region: 1-1014 (337 amino acids)
Biological process (GO): regulation of transcription by RNA polymerase II; cell differentiation
Cellular component (GO): nucleus
Molecular function (GO): sequence-specific DNA binding; DNA-binding transcription factor activity, RNA polymerase II-specific
Source: RefSeq, a predicted model, not a curated record